Messenger RNA from Onychostoma macrolepis, 3359 nucleotides. RefSeq names its product EH-domain containing 4 (gene ehd4). Gene Ontology annotation, biological process: endosomal transport; endocytosis. The transcript has 6 exons. Bases 503 to 2143 code for a protein of 546 amino acids. The record is from RefSeq and is a predicted model, not a curated record. Gene Ontology annotation, molecular function: calcium ion binding; protein binding; GTP binding. Gene Ontology annotation, cellular component: cytoplasm; plasma membrane. Lineage: Eukaryota; Metazoa; Chordata; Actinopteri; Cypriniformes; Cyprinidae.
AUCUGCAUUGUUCUUUAAAAUAUCCUGCGGCGCUUUUUUCAAACAAUUUAAAUUAAAUUAUUAUGUACUGCGGGAUGACAUUGAGAAAGCAUUUCAUUUCUCAAAUUGCGGAUUUUGGGUUUCUCCAUGUCAGCAACUUGGUUCCUACCCCUCUCGUUUCCACCGAAAAGUCCUAGCAGUCAGCAGGGCCUCUCCGCCCGAACAUAACAACCCUCCCUCAGCAACAGGAGCGCUCCAGCGUCCCGCGCGUCACUCAGCUCAUGAAUAUUCACACCAGCGUGCAGCGUCACGAGAAAGAGAGCGUCACAUAAAAGGAUACAGGUGAGGUCACGGCGACACACACAGCUGGACAGUCCGCGCAGAGGCCGGUAGACGGGUGAGUGUCAAUACUGAAACAAAGAAGAAGAAAAAAAAACUGGGACAGUUUUUCAUUCCUUACAUUUGAAAAAAGGGAACUAAGGUUGCAUCACGUAUAAAAGAAAGCUCUGCGAGGAACGGCAACAUGUUCACUUGGGUAAAUAAGGAACAGGGUGGAAGGAGCAAGGAGGGAGACAUGUUUCAAACAGUGACUGAAGGACUUCAAAGUCUUUAUACUAAAAAACUUCUGCCUUUGGAGGAGACCUACCUCUUCCAUGACUUCCACUCACCGGCGCUGGAGGAUGCGGACUUCCAGAGCAAGCCUAUGGUCCUUCUGGUCGGACAGUACUCCACAGGGAAGACCACUUUCAUCAGGUAUCUCCUGGAGCAAGAUUUUCCGGGAAUGCGAAUUGGCCCUGAACCAACGACGGAUGGAUUCAUAGCUGUGAUGUACAAUGAGAACGAGGGGAUUGUUCCUGGAAAUGCCUUGGUUGUGGACCCCAAGAAACCUUUCCGCAAACUCAAUGCAUUUGGAAAUGCCUUCUUAAAUAGGUUCAUCUGCUCACAAAUGCCCAACCAAGUUCUGCAGAGCAUUAGCAUCAUUGACACGCCAGGGAUCUUGUCUGGCGAGAAGCAGCGCAUAAGCAGAGGCUAUGAUUUCUCUGAGGUUCUGCGCUGGUUUGGAGAGCGAGUGGACCGUAUCAUUCUCCUCUUUGAUGCCCAUAAGCUAGACAUAUCUGAUGAGUUUUCUGAAGCGAUCAAAGCUUUCCGGGGGCAGGAUGACAAAAUCCGUGUGGUCUUGAACAAGGCUGACCAGGUGGACACUCAGCAGCUGAUGCGGGUUUAUGGUGCGCUGAUGUGGUCACUGGGGAAGGUGAUCAAUACUCCAGAGGUGGUGAGGGUCUAUCUCGGCUCUUUUUGGGCCAAACCGCUCCAAAAUGCAGACAAUCGGCGUCUGUUUGAAGCUGAAACUCAAGAUCUCUUCAGAGACAUCCAGAGUUUGCCUCGCAACGCUGCCCUGCGUAAGCUGAAUGACCUCAUCAAAAGAGCUCGGCUUGCUAAGGUGCACGCUUACAUCAUCAGCUACUUGAAGAAGGAAAUGCCUUCCCUGUUUGGAAAAGAGAAGAAAAAGGAGGAGCUGAUUGCCCACCUGCCUGAGAUCUAUCAGAUUCUGCAGAGAGAGCACCACAUCUCGCCUGGAGAUUUCCCUAAUGUCAUUAAAAUGCAGGAGCAACUGCAACACUACGACUUCAGCAAGUUCCCUUCUUUGAAGGUGAAGCUGAUUGAAUCUGUGGACAGAAUGUUGUCCACCAAGAUCUCAAGUCUGAUGAACAUGAUCCGAGAGGAAGAAAGCAAACAGCCUACUCAGAUUGUAAUGGGUGGAGCCUUCGAGGACUCGUCGGAUGGGCCUUUUGGCCACGGUUAUGGCGAGGGUAUCAGUGCAGGGGCUGAUACUGAGGACUGGAUCGUGAGUCGCGACAAACAUCGCUACGAUGAAAUCUUCUAUACAUUGAUGCCUGUCAAUGGGAAGGUAACAGGCAUCAAUGCCAAGAAGGAGAUGAUGAAUUCUCGUCUGCCCAACACUGUACUGGGAAAGAUCUGGAAGCUGGCAGACUGUGAUAAGGACGGCAUGCUGGAUGAUGAAGAAUUUGCUCUGGCUCAGCAUCUUAUUAAAGUCAAACUGGAGGGAUUUGAGCUUCCUACAGAGCUACCAAUUCACCUAGUGCCUCCAUCUCACAGGAAGAACCCCACUGCAGACAUCUUGUACAACCACCAGGAGGAUUGAUCAUCUUCAUAUCUGCAUAUUUAUCAGCCAGCUGCUAGCACAAAGUGGCCUUCGAAUACUGAAGUCUUACUUCAUUGAAAGGGAUGAAGCUUUAUUGGUUAAGCCAUCUUUCAUCAAUAGACAUGUGUGACUUUCACAUGCCCAAGAUUAAGUAUGUUUGAAUAUAAGUGCACUAACUCAGUGUUAAAGAACAACAUAUUCAUAUGUUUGAAAUACAUACAUAUUAAAAUUACAGCCCAUGUAAUUGAUUACUUCUAAAUUUUGUCCCUGACCUGGUGUUCUUUCACCGUGUGCUUGCAGACUGUGAAAAUGGAUGGCAGUGCAGUUGUAGAUAAUUUCAUGCAGUGCUUUCAAUGUUAUAUUACAUUUCAUAUGAAAUAACAAUUUCAGUUAAGUAUGCAUAACAGCAGCCAAAAAUAAUACACAUACGUGACACACUAUCACAGAAGCACUGACAGAGGCAUCCAUUCAUUUCACUCAUUCUGACAGUGUGAAUAUCUAUUAAAUUAAUUUUGAAACACAAUAUAGUCUUUUUUCCAUUAAGCUUUUCCAUGAAUGUACACUCUUCAUAUGAACUGCAUCAUAAUGCUGAAAUAGACUAUUUGUGAUCAUCUUUAAUGUGGGCAAAUUGAGAGUAAUUCAGUGUAUCAUGAUGCAAUUAAAAUUAUGUUCAAUACUACAUACAAAAAUACUACAUACACUUUUCUUACACUGGGUGUUAAAUUUUUUUAAAUUUCGAAUUAUGUGACAUUGAUUAAAUGUACAAAUUAAUAACCAAAGUUUUUUGUUGGGUGUAAUAUUUCUGUCUUACACUGACUAGGUUGUGAAGAGUUAUAGUAGUUUACAGCAGCAAGCAUUUAGAAAUGUAAAACAUCUACAUUUAAAAAAAUAAUCCUGCAAAAAUAUUCUACAAUUUCAGUAUUCAUGUGUUCCAGUACCACGCUUCCUUACUUUUUUUUUAGAGAUUGUCAUCCAACUCUAUUUUCUGCCUUCUAAUUUAAAAAACGUAUGUAUAUAUAUUAAAAGAUUUUACAUAAACAAUUAAUAAUGUUAUAUACAAUGACAGUAAGAAACAACAUUGAAUUAAAUAUAGUGUUUAUAUUUCUGAGGUGCAAAAAAACUUCUAUUGAAUGAUGAAAUCAGCUGUCUUUAUGAAACUCCUUUAUGCCGUAUAUACACUAAUACAGAUUAAUGUAAUUAUGUAUGUUAAACACUG